Molecule: messenger RNA, 1563 nt
Organism: Micropterus salmoides (largemouth bass)
Lineage: Eukaryota; Metazoa; Chordata; Actinopteri; Centrarchiformes; Centrarchidae
Gene: spcs2
Product: signal peptidase complex subunit 2
Exons: 5
Coding region: 1-609 (202 amino acids)
Biological process (GO): protein targeting to ER
Cellular component (GO): membrane; signal peptidase complex
Source: RefSeq, a predicted model, not a curated record
AUGGCGGCCGCGAGGAACGGGAAGAGCGGACUGCUGGAGAAAUGGAGGAUCGAUGAGAAACCCGUGAAGAUCGAUAAGUGGGACGGAGCAGCUGUGAAGAACUCUCUGGAUGACGCUGCGAAGAAGGUGCUGCUGGAGAAGUUCGGUUACGUGGAGAACUUCAAUCUGGUGGACGGCCGUCUGUUUAUCUGCACCGUCUCCUGCCUGUUCGCCAUGUUGGCUCUGGUCUGGGACUUCCUGCACCCCUUCCCUGAGUCCAGACCGGUCCUCGCCUGCUGCGUCGUCUCGUACUUCAUCAUGAUGGGCAUCCUGACUCUCUACACCUCCUACCGAGAGAAGAACAUCUUCCUGGUGGCCCUGCAGAAAGAUCCAGCUGGGAUGGAUCCAGAUCACACCUGGCAGCUCUCCUCCUCCCUCAAACGGUUCGACGACAUGUACACGCUCAGACUUUCCUUCGCCGACGGGAACUCGAAGAAGUGGAGGGAGGCCGAGUUCACCAAGUCGGUGUCGGUGUUCUUCGACGAGAGCGGCACGCUGGUGAUGGACCAGUUCGAAAAGGCGGUUUCUAAACUCCACGACACGCUGGCCACGGACAAGAAGACCAAAUAACACCCUGAAUAUCAUCCUCGCUCCUCACAGCUCGUUGCUUUCACUUCAUUUCCAACGGCAGAGAGAGAAGAACCCGCCACGCUUCCUUUAUUCUGCUGGGGGUGCGUUCAGGGACGCUCGGAGAUCUGAGUGGAACCAGCUGUUGUUAAAUAAUCUCCUGAAUUGAUUUGUUGUGAGAUGAUGAUGAUGAUGAUGAUGUCACAUUGAGAGUGAUAAACAGGAAGUGAUAUAUAAAAUGUCUGUAAAACUUUUCUAAAAGCACAGAAACGUUUGAUUUGACGAGAAUUCUCACCUGAAGAUGAUCAGAUAGACGGCGCUUUUUGUCUUCUUCCAAAAUAUAGGUCACGUUGGGUUUGUUGGGUCCUCCUGUGGGGCCUUCAGCGGGUCCCACUCUGGGGCCUUCAGCGGGCCCCACUCCGGGGCCCUGCUGCAUGCCGCUCCCUCCGUUUCUCUCUCUGUAGGUAAAUUUCCCUGAAAUGAAGUGAAACCAACAAACUGUGAACAGGAAGUCUCUGUCAGGUUGCAGAGAGUUCGGGCCCCUGAGGCAGCUCUCUGUUCAGUUAAAUGUUUUAUUUGACGUUUUUCACCUGAAGAGGCGAACUGCUGCUUUUAUUUUAUACGUUUUUCUUUUGUCUUUUUAAAGUUUGAAUUAGUUUCCGGUGGGGGGGGGGGGGGGGGGGUUGACGGAGACGUUUUUCAGCCGUGCGUUGGAUCGUCUGUUUCUUGUUUCAUCUGAGCAGCGACAGUGUUGGUUCAGGAGCUCGUCAGUAUUUCUGUGUGGAGUUUUCCUCGCAGCAGGAAGUGGACUGAAUGUUGACUGAACUUUCAUUCUUCUUGUGUCCCAUGAUUCUCUCCUUCUUCUCUGUAACUGCUCAAACAUUAAAGAUGGAUUUUGUUCCCAGAAGACUAAAGAAAUAAAGUGUUGGUGUUUAUCAGACGCUCCAAACAAACGUC